Messenger RNA from Mucor mucedo, 1103 nucleotides. Its product is annotated as DNA glycosylase. Lineage: Eukaryota; Fungi; Mucoromycota; Mucoromycetes; Mucorales; Mucoraceae. Gene Ontology annotation, molecular function: oxidized pyrimidine nucleobase lesion DNA N-glycosylase activity; DNA binding; DNA-(apurinic or apyrimidinic site) endonuclease activity. Gene Ontology annotation, biological process: nucleotide-excision repair; base-excision repair; base-excision repair, AP site formation. The coding region runs from base 90 to 1007 and encodes 305 amino acids. The record is from RefSeq and is a predicted model, not a curated record. Gene Ontology annotation, cellular component: nucleus. The transcript is spliced from 3 exons.
UUUUUUUUUUUUGUUUUCCCCAAUUGCAUACCCCCUUUGUCCAACCAAAACUUCACACUCUUUAUCGUGUCAAUAUUUUGUGGUUGAAAAUGUCUCUACGUCGUAGUACUCGGAAGACAACCGAAAUAGUCAAAUCAGAACUCAAGCGAUCUCAUGACGACAUUGUUAUCAAAACCGAAUUACAAAAGACCAUUACGACAAAAGUCAAGAAGGUUAAAAAAGAAAUUAAAAUAGAAGACGAACCCCUGCAUCAGCAGCCUCAAGAACAACAAAAAGCACCCAAAAAUUGGGAAAUCGUAUAUGAUACACUGGAAGCUUAUCGUGAAAUAAACAAAGCAGCCGUGGAUACUAUGGGCUGCGAAAGAUUAGCCGAUAGUAAGGCACCAGCACAUGUACAAAGGUUUCAGACACUUGUUUCGCUCAUGCUAUCAGCACAAACAAAGGACACCGUCACAAGUGCUGCAGUCAUCAAAUUGCAAAAUGAACUGAAAGGUGGUUUGUGCCUGGAAAGCAUUCUGUCAUUAGAUGAAGCUGUAUUGGAUGAUAUGAUUCGAUCCGUUGGAUUUCACACCAAAAAGGCCUCGUAUAUCAAAAGGACUGCGGAAAUAUUACGGGAUCAAUAUAACGGUGAUAUUCCUGAUACAAUUGAAGGAUUAACAAGCUUACCAGGUGUAGGGCCAAAAAUGGGUUAUUUGACAUUACAAGUAGCUUGGAAUAAAACCUCGGUAUUGGGAAUAUCAAAUAGGUUAGGCUGGGUAAAGACAAAGACACCCGAAGAAACUAGACUGAGUCUUCAAUCUUGGUUACCCAAAGACAAGUGGAAAAAGAUCAAUCCGAUUAUGGUAGGUUAUGGCCAGAUUGUUUGUCUUCCAAGAGGUCCACUUUGUAAUGCAUGUCCCGUGAGUCAAUAUUGUCCCUCGGCUGUAAUCAAAAAAAUGAAAAACAAGAUUUUAACCGAGUCUAUUUAUUUCAAGAAAGAAGAAGAUACCGCUCCAUUGGACUGGUAACAUAUUAAAAUUAAGACGGGAAUUCCCAAGGGGAAUGAAAGGAAAAAAAAAAAUAUCGAUACCCAAAUGACAAUAAAGGACGGAAGUUUUCUCAUA